This is a messenger RNA of Camellia sinensis, 1297 nucleotides long. Lineage: Eukaryota; Viridiplantae; Streptophyta; Magnoliopsida; Ericales; Theaceae. The record is from RefSeq and is a predicted model, not a curated record.
CAAAGGCUGUUUUUAAGCAGCACAAACAGAGCAGACUCAGAUGAUAUCUUUAAUUUUCAAACCCAACUACAACAACAUACAGAGUACAACAUUUGGAUUUGGACUAGGACUAAAGCAGAGUCACCCUUCUAAUCUCCUCCUCCUACUCUCUUCUUCCAAGUUUCUUCAGCGCACUACCCAAAUGGCUCGUUCUUCACUGGAUGAGAUGUCAGAAUCUGGUGCCUUUCUAAGAACUCCUUCAACAUUCCGUAAUUUUAUUUCACGAGACCCAAAUUCUACUUUCCCAGCAGAAGCCGGAAGAUAUCAUCUGUAUAUAUCGUAUGCUUGUCCCUGGGCAUGCCGAUGCCUUGCAUACUUGAAUAUCAAAGGUCUUGACAAAGCCAUCAGAUUCACAUGUGUGAAACCCAAAUGGGAGAGGACAAAAGAUACUGAUGAGCACAUCGGAUGGGUCUUUCCUGCCUCGGAGACGGAGGAACCAGGAGCUGAACCUGACCAUUUGAAUGGAGCAAAAAGUAUAAGAGAACUAUAUGAGCUUGCUAGUACAAACUAUUCUGGAAAAUAUACAGUUCCUGUUCUUUGGGAUAAGAAACUCAAAACAAUUGUGAGUAACGAGAGUGCAGAGAUAAUCCGCAUGUUUAAUACUGAAUUCAAUGAUAUAGCAGAGAAUGCAGCUUUGGACCUUUAUCCUCCUCACUUGCAAGCCCAGAUCAAUGAGAUUAACGACUGGAUUUAUGACGGGAUAAAUAAUGGUGUUUAUAAAUGUGGAUUUGCUAAGAAGCAAGGGCCCUAUGAAGAGGCUAUGAAGAAAUUGUAUGAGGCUUUGGACAAAUGUGAGGAGAUACUAGGCAAGCAGCGGUACUUAUGUGGGAACACAGUUUCUGAAGCUGAUAUAAGGUUGUUUGUCACCCUUAUAAGAUUUGAUGAGGUUUAUGUGGUUCACUUCAAGUGUAACAAGAAACUGAUUCGCGAGUUCCCAAACCUUUUCAAUUACAUUAAAGACAUAUAUCAAAUUCCCGGCAUGAGUAGCUCGGUCCACAUGGAACACAUCAAGCGGCAUUAUUAUGGAAGCCAUCCUUCCAUCAACCCCUUCGGGAUCAUCCCUCUUGGCUCGAACAUUGAUUACUCUGCUCCUCAUGACAGAGAAAGGUUUUCCAAUUAGAAUGAUGUGUCUCAAAAUUCUAAGCUGAAAUGUUUGUUGUUUGGUUUGUAUGUUUUUUUUAUCUGUCUAUGUGACGUCCUGUGAGAGACUCUUCCUUUUGACUUAAAACUUAUCCAUAAAGGGGAGGAUAUAUAGGUG